This is a messenger RNA of Scheffersomyces stipitis CBS 6054, 1305 nucleotides long. RefSeq lists its product as uncharacterized. NCBI's taxonomy places the organism in Eukaryota, Fungi, Ascomycota, Pichiomycetes, Serinales, Debaryomycetaceae. The transcript has a single exon. The record is from RefSeq and is a predicted model, not a curated record. Bases 90 to 1244 code for a protein of 384 amino acids.
UGAAAACUACUAUGGCUCACAAUUGAAAUCUACGACCGACUACAAUCAUUGUUCUGUAGCCGUUGUAGCAGUUUCGAAAGAAUUAUAGGAUGGAAGAAAAGAUCAUAGCCUUGCUGCUGUCCUUACUGAAAACGGCAGAAACAUAUGGCUCGGCUCGUGAAUUGCUUGAGUCGAGCAGAGUGCUAUCUAACGAAAAAUCUCCAAUAGAUGAUGAAGGAAUAUCUAGACUACAGGAAUCGAAGAAGAAGUUCAUCUUGGAUUCGUUCCGAGUCAGCAAGGUACAGAAGGAGUACAAGGAGUGGGAGCGUCGACAGACAGACUCGUUUGUUAAAAAUGAAAUCACAGCGUACAACAAAACCAUAUCAGAACUGGCGCGUUUGAACAUCAAAGUGGACAAAUUGAUGCGAGAUUAUGAAAUACUCCACGGUUCAGUCAAACUUCCUUCAUUUACUUUUUCAAUAGAGACAUUGAAGAAGUUUGGAAACGAUGAAUUCUUGGGAAAUUUACAAAAGGACGAGAAUGGUGAGUAUCCAUCCAAGAUUCACCUUCACCAAGUGUUCUCUGCCGAUUCUAAGUCUUCACUUCCAUUUCCUGACUUUCAGGUCUUCUACGAUUUGGUAAACUUAGAAUUUAGGUUGAGGACGGAAAAGAGAAUCAAAUACGAGAUUUUAGUGUUAAUCAGAAACCAGAUAGCUGUGAAUAAUACCAAGUGGACUGCCAGAGACAACCAUUUGUCGGACUUCAUUGGCAAAAGAUUAUACAGUGAGAUAUCUGAGAUAGAAAAAAUUAGGGUGAGUGAAGCACAGAUGAAGGAAAAUGAAUCUGAUGAAAGCGAAUAUGAUCCAGAAGACAACAUCGUGCAAGAGAUUGAAGAAGAGGAGGAGCAUGAUGAACGUGAACAGGAUGAGGAUGAAGAAGAAGAAGAGGAAGAAGUGGAAAAGAAUGACCACGAAGAACUUGCUCAAGCGGAAUCUGACGAAAAUGAACCAGCAGUUAGGGAAGAAGAAGGUGAGUAUGAAGCGAAAGAACACGAAGCUUUAGAAGAAGAUGGAGAGGAGGAAGAGGAAGAGGAAGAAAAAGAAAAAGAAGACGAAGAAGAACCCAAUGAAGACAUUGAUAUUAGUCAAGACGAAGAAGAGCCUUCGGUACCUAUUCCACAAAUUUCGUCUACCCGUAGAUCCUCAAGACUUAGAGGUAAUCAAAAACUGGAAGCAGACUCUGAUGACGAUAUGUUGAUCGGUUAAGACAAGGUUUACUAUCAUGUAAAUAUUUGAUAGUCAUUGUAUAUUAUUAUAGAUGUAAGCU